AUUCUUCAGCAGACAUUCAUACAGCUAAAACGAUUAAGAUUGUCCCUACUCGCGACCUGUAGGAAGUGCGAUUUGUUUACGGAAUCAAGAGGAAUUGCGACAGCUCAACGAUUUGUAACAUUAAACUAAAUCGAAGCAACCAAAUUACUUUUAUUUCCAAACAUAAACUAAAUGCUUAUAAAACACGAUAGUUUUAAGUUUCCGACAAUAGCUUAUGGCAUAGUGGUUGGAUUCUGUAACGUUAACUAAGGUUGCAAGCUAGUUAGCUUACGUUAACAUUACAAGCGACCCAUUGUUCUUUAACAUUAAGUUUGGUGUAAUGGAAAGUAACCACACGGUAAAUUUGGACCACCUCAUGUGCGUCUACAACGCUGUCAACACUGAAAACCGAAUUUAGGAAACUGGCAUGUCCAAUUAAAAAAAUCGACCUUAGCUGUACCCGACAAAUGCUACUCUACUACAAGUGCAAGUUGAAAGUUGCCUUCUGUCUUUAGUUUACUGAAAAUAGUUUCCAGAGUUAUCGCACACCGUUGUCAUAAUGGCCGAGGCAAUAGUAACGUUUCAAUCUCAACUUUCUGGUGUCAUGGAAACGGUGUUCAAAGCUGCCAUGUAUGAGAUCACCCGGCUGGUGGAAGACAGCUUUUUGGAAGAGGUGACGCGGUGCAGGGAGCAGGUCGAGUCCCUGAAGAGGCGCCUGAAGUGGUCCGAGAGUAGACGUAAAGACAGAGAGGGAGACAGGAGAGGAAGAUGUAUCGACUGCGGAAGAGUCGGGUUGUCCAGUGAGGACCCAGAGAGGACAGAAAAGAGUCUGAAACAGGAGAGUCUGUUGCAAGAAGAAAUAAAUAGCUCCCAGGACACUGAUGGUGAGACACCUAGUCAUGAAGCAGAAGAGGCCCCCAUUGCCAUGAAGGCACCACAGUCUCCCGGUGUGCAGGGUGAAAAGCUGGAUCGACUACUCAAGGAAGAAGCCCUUCACAUCACGCCAGAGUCCCAAGAGAGAUGGGAGGUCAAUUUGGAGGAAACAGAGGCGUCAGGUCUGCCAGGCCCCAGUAAACGGUACAGUGACCAGAAGAUCCCAAAGAGCCAUGUAAACUGGGAAGCUGGCUUUCACCAGAGGCCAGAAUCAGGCCAAGAUGGACACUCAGGUGACCCACCUGAACCACUUUACCAGAGUAGAUAUGGAAUGGAAAUGCUGGGUGGUUUCGACAAGACUGGCUAUGGAGACAGCAGUAUGAUAGAUAUGGGUAACUUGGAUGGGUUACAAGGAUCACCAUCUAAUCUGGGUGAGGAUCUGAGUUACAUGGGGCACUAUGAAGGGGACAUGGAAGCACCAGAAGGAGCUGAGCAUGAAGUUUACCAAGCAGGUGCUCCACGCAAUAGAAUGGGCACGGUCAGUUCACCUGCAGGCUCACCUUCAAAGGCUAACAUUGAUGUAAGUGGAGAGUUCAGCUGUUUGUUGAUCAAUGAAGAAGGAUAUCUACAGGACCCAGGUAUCUUGUACCCUGAACAUGUGUCUGGUGAAUCAGGGGGCAGGUUGAGCCUCCGGGGCCAGGGCAUCCGCAAUGAUCCAUCUUUAGAUGGCACAGCAGACAUAUAUGGGCCAUCAGAUGCGUACAAUGAUACCUUAAACUUGGGUGACAGGUUGCAGCAUCAGGCAGCAGCAACACGAGGGAGGAGACACACCUGUAACCAGUGCUCCAUGUCCUUCCCAGAUUCUGCCUCAUUAACAGCCCAUAAGCAGACACAUAAAGGCACUGGACAGGGGCCACCAUACUCCUGCACCCAAUGUGGAAAGACCUUCGCUCAAGCCUGUAAUCUUAAAGUCCACCAGAGGAUUCACCUGGGGCAAGGACUCCACCUUUGCAGUCAUUGUGGUAAAGGCUUCCCUUCUUUCUCUGACCUAAAGACACACAAGUGUGGCCAAACAGGUGACAAACCUUACUGCUGCACUGUAUGUGGGAACAAGUUCAGCCGUCUCUGGAAUCUGAAGUUGCACCGGAGAAUUCACACACAGGAGAAACCUCAUCGUUGUACCAUGUGUGAUAAGAGCUUCACACGGGCGGACAUAUUGAAGGUUCACCAGCGUACUCAUACAGGGGAACGACCGUACUGCUGUACUGUCUGUGGCCUCAGCUUCAAACGCUUGGAUCAUCUGAAGUCACAUCAACGCAAACACACGACAGAUCUAGCGGAGUCCUUUUCCUUACUUUUAUUUUCCUCGCAACCGCACAGAAUUUCGUGGUGUAAAAUUUGUUCGACAGGGGUUAUUAUGUCGGACCUGGACACCCUCAUUGUCACUUUCCAGACCCAGCUGUCGGAUGUGAUGGAGACUGUAGUGAAGACAGCCAUGUAUGAGGUCACCAGAUUGGUGGAGGAUGGCUUCUUGCAGGAGGUAAAGCGCAGAAACCAAGAGCUGGAGUCCUUGAGGAUUCAGCUGCAGUGGGCUGAGAGGAAAUUAAGUGACCAAGAGGGGAAAGAUGGAGGGAAAGCUGGGAAGUGUAUUGACUGUACCAAGGAUGAUGUGGAACUGUUCUGUGACACCUCAAAACAAAGGCCAAAAGAACAGCAGGAUGACAUUUUGAGGGACUGUGAAGUGAAAAAAGAGGGCGAAUCUGCAGAAAUGUGGACAAGAAGCCAAGAGGAAGUCACGCCAGAGACAGGUCAGACAGCAGUUGAUGCAGCCACUCACAGCCCUGAAUCACAGGCAACAGAAGAAGAUGUGUUGCCAGCAGUGGAUGUCAAGGAAGAACAAGUGAAUAAGCCGUCUUGUUCUUCUGUACAUUUGGGAGGGUGGAGUGGUACUCUUGAUGGUGAAGCAGGAGCUGAAUCCUACAGUACUAAUGAGAUGACUGAGACACAACCAAAACAUACUCAAGAGAACAGUGAGGAGUUAUUGAGGAACAUCAUCAAGCAAGACCCCCAGAUCUCUACUGAUUAUGUCCUCCCUGAAGAUCAGAAGGAAACACACAUGGCUACAGAUCCAUCUUUAGAGAGGGACAGUGGUUGGGCAGGCCUGACUGUUGCAACAGCUGGAUUGCUACAGAAUGACAGUCUUGCAGCAGACUGUGAUCCAGUCAAAACUAGAGGUUCUUUACAGCAAGUGGAACACAAGCUGACCAACUCUGUCACAACAGAUUCUAGUGUUCUGGUUGCUCCAGGUAGAGAUCAGAUCUCAGCCUCAGCAUCCCCUUCAGCAAGUCUGCAAAACAGUGAUACGCUGGGUGUGACCAUCAAACAGGAGGUUAUUGUUGAUUCUGACGGGUGUGUGGAAAGCAAACCUGAGGAAAAAAAGAUCAAAAAGUCUGGGAUGGCAUCCUUCUCAGUAAAACAACACAUUUCCCAUAAAGCUACUGUACAGGAGGUUAUGAAGCUGCAUUCCAAAGUGGGUACAGGCCUCAGAUUGCAAGCUGCUAUACAGCAUCUCCACAGACCAAUGAGAAAGCCUACCCACGGACUCUCGAACACCAACACAACAGCUCUGUCUGUAGCUCACUCUCAGGUUGUGAACUUAAAUAUCCUCAACAGAAUUCCCUCCACAUCCAAAGCCGCUCCUCCUCCACUUUCUGUCCAGCGAGGCCAUCUCGGUGACAAACCAGCACAUAGCCGAAGUGGUGUCCCAUGGAUCAGCAUCAAAACCCAACUUCAGUCUGCAAACUCCCAUCAGACCAACCCCUUACCCCAUCCAGACUCUCAUCCUCACGCCAGUCCCAGGCACCUCCUGCGCUGCACCCAGUGUGGGAAGUGCUUCCCCCACCCCAGCAACCUGAAGGCCCACUUGCAGACACAUACAGGUGAACGGCCUUUCUGCUGCUCUCUCUGUGGUCGCAGCUUCACCAAGCUGAGCAACCUCAAGGCCCACCGACGGGUCCACACUGGAGAGAGACCGUACUGCUGCUUGGCUUGUGGGAAAUGUUUCACCCAGAAAUGUAACCUGAAACGCCACCAGAGGAUUCAUCUGGAUGUAUGAUGAUGGACAGCCAGAGAGAAAACAACAAAUUUGGUGCGUUUGUAUCUUUUAAAAUAAGAUGCUCUGUACAGUUGCAGUAAUGCACUGCAAAAACGCUUCUUGUGUGUGCGUCCCUUGAAGUAAUUAUCCGAAGUUCCUUUGUGCAUUUCAGAAAUGAUAUUCUAGUGGCAUACCAAGGUGACGUAAUAAGCGUAUCUUGUAAAAUGUGUCACCCACAGAGAAAAGUUAAUUGCCAUUUUGAUCAAUAAAUAACAAUUGUGUGAAUAUACAAAAAGCACGUACUGUGUAUUUGCCCAUAGAUCAGGGUUGGUAUUGUGAUGUGGAAGAUAAAAGUAAUUCACAUACUGAAGUCUGAAACUGAUUUACCAAGCUACCUUUGGCUUUACUGUUAUUGAAUUUAGAAGUGCUCCAGAGGUCUUUUAAGUUUGUUCAGUAGUAGAUCUGUGAUGGCUGCGGUACAGAACCAGGUGAACACACACCUAAUAGGUGCUCAUCUUUGGUUAUGACUUACAAUGUGUUACUGGAAGAUUCAUAAUUUAGAAGUAUAGUUAUUGUAGUUUAACCUAUAUUUCGAGCAUGUCAUAGGACACCAUUUUUUGUUUGUAUCUCCACCAAUUUCAUAUUUUUCCCUAUUUAUGUAUCUAUAUAUUAUAAAUAUAUUGACUGUUGUUACUUUGACUUGUGAACUGCUGCUAUUUUAUUAAAAAAAAGUCACUUUUAAAAAACA
This is a messenger RNA of Scatophagus argus, 4694 nucleotides long. RefSeq lists its product as uncharacterized. Lineage: Eukaryota; Metazoa; Chordata; Actinopteri; Scatophagidae. The coding region runs from base 539 to 3967 and encodes 1142 amino acids. Gene Ontology annotation, biological process: regulation of transcription by RNA polymerase II. The transcript is spliced from 8 exons. Gene Ontology annotation, molecular function: RNA polymerase II cis-regulatory region sequence-specific DNA binding; DNA-binding transcription factor activity. The record is from RefSeq and is a predicted model, not a curated record.